GUUUACACAUUUUCCAGUCUAAUUUUAACCGCCGAUCCGUACGGACGAUGGACACUAUCGCUACAGUGCAGAGCGCGCACACUUGCCUUACGCUUCGUGGAUCGGUUUAUUGAACCUUAUUAACGAUCGAUGCCAGUGCUAGACCCGAGCUACUAGUGUACGAAGGAAUAGUAGAUAAAAUGGCUCACCAAUAGUUGCAAAAUGGCCGAUGGAGGAUGUGUCUGUGUGUAACUUAAAUCGACCGUUUUAUUCUUAAGUGCCACCAGUGGAAGUGACAUUGUGACGGGAGAAGCACAAAUAGCUUUUUUCCAUUUAUCAACCGACUAGCAAAAAAAAAACCUAAAAAGUUUGACAACUCGAUCACCGAUAACAGGCAGACAGGAAUGAUCGACAAUCAAACGGAAGCCCUGUACAAUUGCAAUCACAGAUGUAGGUCGGAAGCGUUGCCAAACCCUUAAAUAAGCGAGCAACAGUACAAUUCCGUGUAGCAAUUACCACGAACAGAAAAAGUAUCUUCAUUCGAUCUGUUUGUAUCACAGUGGAGAAAAAACGGGCCAUCGCUUCCAUAACAAAACUCGCACUCUUAUCGCACAUUGGUAAGGGUUUCAGCCUUAGAACACACGCAAAAACAUCCCCCUGAGCGUGACUGCAUAGUUCCGAACAGCAUGGGCGAAGAAGCGUUACAGUGAACCACAGCUUCCAGUUAAGCCGGUAACGUUCUAUACCGGAGAAUUUCCACGCUGAAAGAUGUAUAACCUGCGAAUGGAAACGUUUCAUCGAGUGCGGUCAUGAAGUGGAUGCCCACGUACGCCAAGCUGCAUCCCAGUGCAGUGUUUUUCGUGCUACUACUACUGACCUGCACGCUACACCAUUCGUUUACCGUCGAUAGCCGACCGUCGGCCGAUGUUGAAAUACCCAAGCUGCAACAAUGUUCGGCCGGAGCGGACACACGGCUUAGGUGCGGUAUUAAGGAGCACCAUGCGGAUCAUAUGAAUUCCUCCGACGUGCAGUGGUACUUUAAGCCGUGUGGUGGUGGCUUUCAACACAUGACAUGCAGUAACCGUGCCAUCCUGGACACGCUCGAGUGGCAUCCGCUGGAGUGCGAUAAUAAACCAUGCAGGGUCACGCUGGCGAUACACAACGUUUCGGAAACGGAUGCCGGACUUUACCGGUGCACGAUACAUCCCUACCGGACGGACAACCAUACGCAGCUAGACAUACAGCUCGUGCGAACGUUCGAACUAGUGGUGACAAAAUGGCCGCUCGAUGAGUCAAUACCGGCACCGGAACUGUUGGACAAUCUGCCCGCCAACACGACGGCUAUUAUUGACACGCAAAUCGUACUACAGUGUCGGGUACACAGCAAGGUGCCACCCACCAUUAAGUGGUUCCGGCGUAUCAACAAACCGCUCGGGGAGCACAACUUCAAUCAGAACAAAUCGAUCCGCUAUUUGGAGAACUCAUACGAGCUGCUACCGUCCGCCGGUGAAAAGCUUCUGUCGUACGAUAUCUAUCUGAGCAAGUUGAUCCUGUACAAUGCGUCCGAGCGCGACAUCGGCAUAUACGUGUGCGUCGGCAUUAAUUAUGUCGGUGUCAGCAUGGCCGAUGCGUACGUCAAUCUUGUGCAUCCCAACGGGACGCCAGUACAGGAGACAGGCGGUGGAUACGUCGGGCUUAUGGUUUUGUUUCUAAUACCAAUUGCAUUGGCGAUUGUUCCACUGCUAGGCUGGGUAAUGUUGAAUGUAUUACGUGCAAGGCAUCAAUCCGAGGCAAAGUCACUGGUGCAGCUUCCCGCUGCCGCUCACGUUUGCGAACCAAACCUGCAACGGAAUUAUGGAAGGAAAUGUAUGGACCCACAUGAGCAUUUGUAUGAGAAGGUUGAUAUGCUGUGAAUCGCUGUUAGCCUACGAUAUGUACAUAAUUAAUAUUAGCGAUUUAAAUAUUUGUACACAAUUGAUUAGGAUUUCUGUUAUUUUG
Molecule: messenger RNA, 1977 nt
Organism: Anopheles funestus (African malaria mosquito)
Lineage: Eukaryota; Metazoa; Arthropoda; Insecta; Diptera; Culicidae
Product: fibroblast growth factor receptor-like 1
Exons: 6
Coding region: 789-1892 (367 amino acids)
Source: RefSeq, a predicted model, not a curated record